Messenger RNA from Lolium rigidum, 991 nucleotides. RefSeq lists its product as uncharacterized. NCBI's taxonomy places the organism in Eukaryota, Viridiplantae, Streptophyta, Magnoliopsida, Poales, Poaceae. The coding region runs from base 1 to 924 and encodes 307 amino acids. The record is from RefSeq and is a predicted model, not a curated record. The transcript has 2 exons.
AUGGCAAGCUCUCCUAAACUUACAGCUCUGGCGCUAGUGCUGCUCUGCGCAGCCACCAUCAUGGCGGCGUCCUCGACGGCGGCAAAAGACGUCGAGUCCUACAGCUUCCCAGCCUUCAACGUCAACACGACCGACAACCUCCUGGUGGCCACCAACAUGUCCGUCCUCACGCCAGCGUCGCUCCUCUUCCAGCCCGAGCGGCCCUUCCCGGAGGUCAACGUGUCCGAGGGCUUCCUGCUGCUCCCCGACAUGAUCGACCUCUGGCGCGCCGGCGCACGAGACGGCGGGCCGCCGGCACGCGAGGCGUCCUUCAACACGAGCUUCACGGUGGAGAGCUCCGCCUCCCCCGUCUCCUUCGUCAUCCUCCUCGACAGGUUCCCGACGUUCAACAACCCGGUGGGCCUCCGCGGCGCCAACGACUCGGCCACAGGCGCCGCCGUGCCGAACGCCACGGCGGACGGCCUCGCCGCGGUCGAGGUCGGCACCGUGAAGUCGUACGCGCCCGAGUCCCCGGACGUCGGCCUCAACGUCACCGUCACGCCCAACGGCACCGCGCCGGCCGCCGUGUGGAUCGAGUACGACGCCGUCGCGCACCUCCUGCACGUGUACGUCGGUGCCGCCGGCGGGGAGCCGAGGCCGUCGAGAGCCCUGCUCGACACGCCGCUCUCUCUCGCCGGGCAAGGAACCACGGAGACCGCGCUCGUCGGUCUCUUCGCCGGCAAGGUCCGCGAUAUCUUCGUCGGCGUCCGUGACUGGGACCUGACGGUGGACCGGCUCGAUGGCAAGAAGAAGAAGGGAACGUCAUGGUGGGUGAUACUGAUCGCGGUGCUCGGAUCUGUGGCCGCCGCGACCGCCAUUGUCUCCUUGGUGGCGUGGUGCUUCGUGUCGAGGCGUCGGGCGCGCAACAUGGAACCCAAGCUAUAGUUUACUAGAGUUGGAGGUGCGCCUUGGCGCAACAUCCCGUAGAUCUUAUACCAAUGUUUAUUUUAUA